AGCUUUUUAUCACGAUGUCCAUAUCAAUAAGCAAGUGAUCUUUGAUAUUAGUUUUAUAUCAAAGAGCUGAAUAGAGUCAAUCAUGAAUAUAAGAGGGGCAGUUGCUUUGAUAACUGGUGCAGGUCGGGGAUUUGGAAGGGCAUUUGCUGAAAGACUUUUAGAAAAAAAUUGUAAAGUUGUCAUUUGUGAAAUUGACUCCACAACUGGUUCAAAGACUGCAAAUGAACUUAAUAAUUUAUAUGGAGAUGGAUCGGCAAUGUUUAUCAGAUGUGACGUAACAAAAUCGGCUGAUAUUGAUAACGCAUUAAAGAAAACAUUAGAAACUUAUAAGAAACUUAAUAUUCUUGUUAAUAAUGCUGGUUAUCUUACCGAAACUAAUUGGAUGAAGACUCUUGACGUAAAUUUGAAAGCGGUAAUAAACUUUUCAAAGAAAGCUUUGCCAAUCCUUAAGCAGCAAGAUGAACAAACUGCAAUUGUUAAUAUAAGCUCUGCAGGAGGACUUUUUCCUAUGUCUGAAAAUCCAGUCUAUUCAGCGUCGAAGUACGGCGUCGUUGGAUAUUCCAGAUCUAUAGCAGAUAGCAUUGAUAGCGAUAAGAUGAAAGUUUUAUGUUUAUGUCCCUCAUUUGCCGAUUCAGAGGGUUUUUUAAAGGAACUCAAAGCCAGUGAAAAUUAUAAGACAAUAAAGAAAGACGUAGAGUCUCUGGGAGUAUUGAAGGUUUCAACGGUUGCUGAUGUAUUUUUGAAAGCCUUAGAAGCCCAGAACAAUAAUGGUGCUGUUAUCUAUAUCAAUCCUUUUGAAAUUUCUUAUAAAUUUCCCCAUAAGCUAAAAAAUUCUAAACUCUAG
This is a messenger RNA of Dimorphilus gyrociliatus, 844 nucleotides long. The record is from the annotation of a GenBank genome assembly. NCBI's taxonomy places the organism in Eukaryota, Metazoa, Annelida, Polychaeta, Dinophilidae.